AUGUCUUCCUCAUCAAGUGAUGAAGUAGAUGAAGCUUUAGAUGAAAUUGUGGACGAAGUAGUCGAUAAUUACAUCGACUCAAUGCAAAGAAGAAAUGCUCAUGGGAGGUUGGGGCUAUCUGCACUUCAAAAGUGUACGGCAGCAAUACGUAUGCUGGCAUACGGACAAUCGGGAGAUAUGUAUGACGAAUAUCUCCGACUAGGUGAAAGUACUUCACGUUUAUGUUUGGAUAAUUUCACUAAUGGGAUUAUACAAUUGUUUGGAGCUGAGUAUUUAAGAAGACCUACACCGGCGGAUCUUCAACGAUUACUCGAUGUUGGAGAGGCACGGGGGUUUCCAGGGAUGGUAGGCAGCAUCGAUUGUAUGCAUUGGGAGUGGAAAAACUGCCCAACGGCUUGGAGAGGGCAGUUUACACGUGGUUCAGGAAAGCCGACAAUUGUCUGA
Molecule: messenger RNA, 444 nt
Organism: Brassica rapa (field mustard)
Lineage: Eukaryota; Viridiplantae; Streptophyta; Magnoliopsida; Brassicales; Brassicaceae
Source: RefSeq, a predicted model, not a curated record